AUGUACAUUGUAAAGCCCUCGUGGCUUUGUCAUUCCGAUGACCAGAAAAAAUUCGAGGUGUACUCCGUCACGGUAUCCCCAGACAACCAGAGAGUCGCGACAGGAGGCCAGGACGGCAAGGUACGUAUUUGGAGCGCACAAAGCAUUCGCGACUCGGCCAAGGGCGACAAUGAGAGCUCUGACACACCCUCGAAUCUCUCCGGAGCCCCUGCGCCGGGCGCCAAACAGCUGUGUUCUAUGGCUACUCACAAUGGUGCAGUGACAGUCGUGCGUUUCUCGCCAGAUGGACGGUAUCUGGCGACUGGAUCCGACGAUCGGGUGGUGCUGGUGUGGGAACGUGACUCCACCAAGGUGCCCAGAAAGGAGUUUGGAAGCUCUGGGGAAGCCGAUACAGAGUCGUGGAUCGUGCGGAAACGUCUGGCUGCACACGACAACGAUAUCCAGGACCUGGCAUGGGCCCCCGACUCGUCCAUUCUCGUCACUGUUGGUCUGGACUCGGGUGUCAUUGUGUGGAGCGGCACCACUUUCGAGAAAAUCCAACGACUGGAUGCCCACAAUUCCCACGUCAAGGGCAUUACGUUCGAUCCUGCCAACAAAUUCUUUGCUACUGCUUCUGACGACCGAACAGUGCAAAUCUUCCGAUACAACCGUGCCUCUGCCACCGACGUGACCUUCUCCACCGAAGCUACAAUUACCAGUCCCUUUAAGCAAUCGCCUCUGUCUACAUACUUUCGACGGUGCUCGUGGUCACCCGAUGGAAACCACAUUGCCGCAGCCAACGCGACUAACGGCCCCGUUUCUGUAGUCGCCAUCAUCAACAGAGGUACCUGGGACUCCGACAUUUCUCUGAUUGGUCAUGAGGCUCCUUGCGAAGUCGCUGCGUUCUGUCCUCGAAUUUUUGCUCGAACCAAGGAAGCAGCCGAGAAAAAGGACAAGAAGUCCAGCAGCGAAAAGGACAAGGAAUCGGACGUGAUAGACGUGGAUGCGGAACCCAAGGUGCCCGAAAGUGUGCCCAUCACCGUCAUUGCUUCUGCUGGCCAGGACAAAACCCUGACCAUCUGGAAUACCAGUAACCCGCGGCCCGUGGUUGUGUGCCACGACAUGGCGCUCAAGACCAUCACCGACCUGGCAUGGUCCCAGGAUGGUAUGUCACUGUUUGCCACGUCGCUGGAUGGCUCUAUUUCAUACGUCCAGUUUGAGGAGGGCGAGCUGGGCUACGUGGUGUCCAUGGAGGAGAACGAGAGCCGACUCACGCGAUACGGAGGCGGCAAGGAGGCUGCUCAGAUCCCUGAAUCAGUUGAGCAGCUGGUCCUUGAAGAAAAGGUUGAGGCCAAGGAGGUCAAGGAUAGCGAAAAGCGAAUGGAAGAGCUGAUGGGAGCAGCAGGGGCAGGCUCUAAGGCCAUUGCUUCAGGAGCCACAGUGAUUCCCUCGCCAGCAAGUACAGUUGCAGCAGCAGCGGCGGCUCCUGUCACUACCACAGCGCGUGCUACCACACCUCUUACUGCAGCUACCUCCAACCCUUCUACACCAGCCAAACCCGCCAAGCAAAAGGUGACCAUCACCAAGGAUGGUCGAAAACGAGUGGCCCCACAGCUUCUGACCACAACGUCUUCUUCGGUGCAGGGCACUCUUCCUGCCGCCACCACUUCCAGUGCUGCAGUUCCCGUUGCCUCGGCCACAGCAGAGACUAUUCCCGUGAAUGACUUCUCGAAGCCUUCCUACGCGCUUCCCAAGGGCGGGGUUUCGACUCUGGUGAUUGGUAGCAAGCGACGAUCAGACGACCUCGAGGAUGGUAGCAACGGAAUUCAGACUGCCCUCAAGAAGACACGCCCUGAUGACGAUGUUCCCGAGUACAUUGCGCCCGUUGUUGUCUCGCCUGCUACAACCACUUCACAGGUUCGCCUGGGAGCUCCCAAGGUGCGAAACCUGCUCAUGCGAUCCAUGACUGUUCGAGAUGCGGAAAAACCCCGCAUGGCCAACGAAAGCGUGUCUCUGGCGAACGGAGAGAACACCUCCAGCAGCAGUGCUCCCCAUUCUUUCAACUUUGAGGUCAGAAACGGCUCUGGAAACGAUCAGACGCCCACCAAGGUCAGCGUCACCCGAAACUCACAGGUGGUAUUUGUGGACUUUGUGCCUUACUACGUGCAUCUCAUUGCUGGUAACGGCUGCUACUUCUGGGCCACUAGUGCUGAGGACGGCUCUAUUGUGGUGUACUCGCCCAAUGGACGACGGAUGCUGCCCCCUCUAGUGACUGGAGCCCCUCUGUCUUUUCUGGAGUCUCAAAACGAGUAUCUGCUCGCUAUCUCAUCAGUGGGUAUGCUAUAUCUAUGGAACGUGGUGGAUAAAAAGGCAGUGUUCCCUCCCGUGUCACUGGCACCUAUUCUCGACUCCGGCAGUCGAUACGAAGACGGUGGAGUGCUCCGGGGGCCUCACGUGACCCAAUGUGGUGUUACCGGCUCUGGACGAGUCAUCAUCACUCUGUCGACGGGUUGUGGAUACACCUAUGACGAGGGUCUCAGGUCUUGGUGUCGUCUGAGCGAGCCGUGGUGGGCCACUGGCUCCCAGUACUGGUCUGCUACCCAACUACUGGGUGACGAGUCUGCGAAGAGCCGAUGGGUUCUUGCGGUGGAAGAGAGAACGGCCGAGGAGGCCCAGAGACGAGCUGGAGGCCGUGGUCGGUACCUCAAGCAGCUUACUCGAGCGACUCUCAACCGUGAGGGCUACGAGGGCAUGGAGGGAGUUGUUAGCAUUGCUCAUUUGGAGAACCGAAUCGCUGCUGCCGAAAUGCUCGAGAGUAAGCAUGAGCUACGAACCUUCAUCAUCAUGUACGCGCGUCGUAUUGCAGAGGAGGGUCUUCGGUCACGUGUGGAUGAACUCUGUCGCGAGCUUCUUGGCCCUGGAAAGUCUCAGGACUCCACCUGGAGCCCCACGGUGUGUGGUCUAGACAAGCAUGAGCUUCUCAAGGAGGUUGUGUUGAAGAUUGGCAAAUACCGGGAGUCUCAGCGAGUGGCUGUUGUUUACGGCCAGGCAAUUGGGUUGCUCGAAGACGAGGUGCUGGGCGUUGCUUCUUCCUCCAAGAGUGCUGCUUCCAAGGGAUCUAAGGACAAGGAAGACAACGAGGAGGAGGAUGGGGAUCACGACAUGACCGACUUCAAGGAUGCCAUGAGCGAGCAAUGA
This is a messenger RNA of Yarrowia lipolytica CLIB122, 3177 nucleotides long. RefSeq lists its product as uncharacterized. Gene Ontology annotation, molecular function: nucleosome binding; protein binding. Lineage: Eukaryota; Fungi; Ascomycota; Dipodascomycetes; Dipodascales. The record is from RefSeq and is a predicted model, not a curated record. Gene Ontology annotation, biological process: DNA-templated transcription; chromatin remodeling; regulation of DNA-templated transcription. Gene Ontology annotation, cellular component: nucleus; HIR complex; chromatin.